UGUGCACAGGCUGUUCAAAAAAAAAAAAACCGGUUAAAGAGUAGCACUUAUCAGCAGAAUGCCACAUUUCACCAUGAAUCAGCUUCACUCUUGCAUCUCCUCGCUUGUGCUGCUUCUGAGCCUCACAGUUUAUAGAUGUACUGCCACGACUAUAUACGGCUUUGAGGGUCAGGACGUCACUCUCCCUUGCAAGUAUGACUCGGGUUAUCAUGGUGUAUGUGAUGUAUGCUGGAUGAAAGGAAGCAUCCCAAGAAAUGGGUGUGGUGAUCAAAUUAUUUACGCUACUGAAAAAGGAGUGGUGAUUCGAAGCAGUGUGAGAUAUCAGCUAUAUGGAAAUCUGCGGAGAGGAGAUGCCACUCUGACUAUCCACAACGCCAGAAAAAGUGACUCAGGAAAAUAUGGCUGCCGAGUCCAUGUCCCCGGAUGGUUCAACGAUAAAAAAUUUGAGGUCAACUUAGCCAUCAGGGAAGCAAAACCACAGACCUCCACUAGGAGAUAUGUAACAACUACGACACACAUUCCUACACAGGCACCUGUUUUAACAACGAAACAUGUGACAACCCCCUUCCCUGAGCAACUGACCACUAAGCCUACAGAACCUGUUUUAACAACGCAGUAUGUGACAACCACCUUCCCUGAGACUACUAAGCCUACAGAAACACUACAGACCAACAGUACCACACUGGGAUAUAUGACUGCUACACCACUCGUUCCUACACAGGGACCUGUUUUAACAACCCAGAAUGGUGUAACCACCACCACUGAGCAUGUGACCACUAAGCAUACAGGACCUGUUUCAACAAUAACAGAUAAGACAACCAGCAGCCCUGUGACCACUAAGCCUGCAGACUCACAAUCGACCUCAUGCUCUCUGGGACACGUAACUACUACAACACACAUUCAUUCACAUGGACCUGAUUCAACAAAGAAACAUGAGACAACCAGCAGCCCAGAGAAUUUGACCACUAAGCCUACAGUUGCAAUCACUGAAAAUGAUCCUGAUCAAUCUCCUAGAAAAAACAAGUCUGUGAAAGACGUCCUUGUAAUCUUGGUGCCAGUUAUACUGAUUUUGCUGGUUUUGGGAACUGCUCUUUUUCUAAUAUCUAAGUAUAACAGAAGACUCAGAUCAACACUAGAAAUAGCCAAGAACUCAUCUGCUUUUGUCAGCUACAGCAACUUGGACAACAGCGUGACCCUGCCAAUGACCAACACACCUAAUAAUUAAACACUGAGAUUAUGACCAGAGAUUAUAUUACAAAUUUACAUCCUAAAGAAUACAGAUAAAUCUAAUUUGUUAUAAAACACUGAAUUUUUUUUUUUAUAUCUUUGUUGAAUUACUCAUUAUUUUAAUAAACCGGUUAUGUAAAAAGGUUCAAGUAACAGGACAUAAAAUGCAGAAUGUUUUUACUUGGUUAGACCAUAGUUAGUGAAGGAUUUGUAAAAAUGUAGAAUUUUGGUAAAUUUAUCAGUUUGUAUUUUAUAGCUAUGACUAUGAUAUAAAUGUGAUAUUAAUAAACUAUGACUAUGAUAAUAAAUGU
Molecule: messenger RNA, 1538 nt
Organism: Hemibagrus wyckioides
Lineage: Eukaryota; Metazoa; Chordata; Actinopteri; Siluriformes; Bagridae
Product: T-cell immunoglobulin and mucin domain-containing protein 4-like
Exons: 14
Coding region: 59-1225 (388 amino acids)
Source: RefSeq, a predicted model, not a curated record